UUUCACCCCUCCUUGAACGCGCCGAGGCGUUGCAUGAGGGACAUUGAUCCCACAGUAACCUUCGUCUCGCCUUCUGUCUUCAUUGGCAAGUCAUCCUAUAUAAUUGUAUUGGAUGGUGCACCCAUACACAGCGAGGACACAAAACUCGAAUUUGUUGGACCAUACUUCACCAGUUCUAUCAUCCCAUCCGGUGGCGGUCCAUUGCUUUACAGCACAGCCUUAGUUCCCAAGUUCUGGGAAAUCUUGUGCAAAUCCCCAGACCCCACCAUGUACACCAUCAUUCAGGAUGUGUACCACCGAGAUCCAGCACCCCUCGGAAGGUCCUCAGGUCGUCCGCGCCCUGUUCUUAUCUUUUCUGCUAAAUACCACUUCCAGUACUCAGUCCCUGUAUGCACGCCCCCAUCUUCCAUGACACCAUACACUCCAUCUCAUGCCAAUUCGCCUUUCAUCGCGAACGUUAAUCAUGCUCAUUUAAAAUUUUUACUCGAGCCUAACUGUGCGCGCAACCGCCUUAGUAUGCCUCCAAGCCUCUUGGGUCAAGACAGCCUCCAGUCGCAUGAAGACAACAUGCAAAGCCAGCUGUAUGAGCAAUCCAUACCGGACGUCAGCCUACGGGACUUUUCCCGCGUUGACUUCAUGAUCAAUAACCAUGACUCGUCUGGUAGUACCACAUCAAAAGAGAUGACGGUGCGGUCGUCGUUUUCAAGCUUCCCGAAAGACAUCCGUAAUUAUAUCAUGUAGGAAAUGACUGUGAUAUUACAUAGCGUUUACUUAUGGUAUGUGUGCUCGCAUUCUAUAUGUGGAGACCUUCGAUGCUAUCACAGUCAAACUGAGUUUCCGCUCUGUAGGUCCGCAUCAAUGGCAUUCGUCCGGAAAGCGCCGAGAACUUAGAGGGACAUGUUGGGAAGUGAUGUUGUUUUGUGUACUGUGUGUGCUUGUUAUUCUAGAUAUUUGGAGUCCCCCGGUACGGCUAGAUAGCGGCAGGGUACUGCUGUCCUUAAGGUUGGCACUCACCUGUCUGAUACGGAUAGCGAGGUUUUCCCAUAGUCGACAGGGCUUCACAGCUUGAAGCUCUGAAAUUAC
Molecule: messenger RNA, 1083 nt
Organism: Suillus subalutaceus
Lineage: Eukaryota; Fungi; Basidiomycota; Agaricomycetes; Boletales; Suillaceae
Exons: 3
Coding region: 34-741 (235 amino acids)
Source: RefSeq, a predicted model, not a curated record